This is a messenger RNA of Aplysia californica (California sea hare), 7780 nucleotides long. Its product is annotated as serine/threonine-protein phosphatase 2A 55 kDa regulatory subunit B alpha isoform. The record is from RefSeq and is a predicted model, not a curated record. Gene Ontology annotation, cellular component: protein phosphatase type 2A complex; cytosol. Gene Ontology annotation, biological process: peptidyl-serine dephosphorylation. Gene Ontology annotation, molecular function: protein binding; protein phosphatase regulator activity. NCBI's taxonomy places the organism in Eukaryota, Metazoa, Mollusca, Gastropoda, Aplysiida, Aplysiidae.
GGCCAUUUCUCAAGUGUGUAUCGGUUUGAAUCUCGGAUUUUUAGAGCUGUUGGAACUAUAAACUGACACAAAAGCAACAUCCUGUGACCUGUACCCGCUAAACACAAGCGCAAGGUGAUCACAGUGGGGAAAUAGUGACGAUACGAAGGGCCUGGCGUGUGGUGAUUUGAAAUAGAUUAUCGCGUGCUGUGUUUUCGGGAGUUUCGCAUGGACAUACCUAUUGGAGUAAUAGACAACAACAACAAUAACAGCAACAGCAGCGGAUUGGAGUACCAAGACAACAGCAACUGCAGCAACAGCCGCAGCGGCAGAUUGGAGUAACAAGACAACUACAGCAACAGUAGCGGAUACCCUGUUGACAAGACUGCAUCCCGUGUCCUACCGCUGAAGAGCCCAGACAGCUAGAUCUUGUGCUCACUGCGGCCGCCCACCAGCCACUGACCACGGCGUCAGGGGAGGGCGGGGAGCGGCGCGGGGAGAUGGUCACUGUGGGCUCGCCCACGGUCAAGAUGAGGCUCAGCCACAUGCUGCACAACGCCACCCACCACUCCAAGAGCAAAGCCAACGGUGGCGAAAUACAGUGGUGCUUCUCCCAGGUGAAAGGCUCAAUUGAAGAGGAUGUCGCCGAUGCGGAUAUAAUUUCCUGUGUUGAGUUCAACAGUGAUGGAGAUCUUUUGGCAACAGGAGACAAGGGUGGUAGAGUUGUCAUCUUUCAGCGUGAUAAAGCGAGCAAGAAUGCUGUCCCAAGCAGGGGAGAGUACAAUGUGUAUAGCACGUUCCAGUCUCAUGAGCCUGAAUUUGACUACUUGAAGAGUCUUGAGAUAGAGGAAAAGAUCAACAAAAUCCGUUGGUUGCAGCAAACAAACAGGAACCAUUUUUUAUUGUCAACUAAUGACAAGACGAUAAAGCUUUGGAAAGUUGCUGAGCGAAAUAAACGACCUGAAGGAUAUAACUUGAAAGAUGAAUUGGGACAAUCCCGCAAUCCCACAUCAAUCACCUCUCUUUGUGUGCCAGUGUUUCAGCCAAUGGAACUUAUGGUUGAAGCAUCACCCAAGCGUGUGUUUGCCAAUGCUCACACGUAUCACAUCAACUCCAUAUCUGUGAACAGCGACUUAGAAACCUAUCUCUCAGCAGAUGAUCUGCGUAUCAACCUUUGGAACUUGGAAAUUACAGAUCAAAGUUUCAACAUAGUUGACAUCAAACCAGCCAACAUGGAGGAGCUUACAGAAGUGAUAACAGCUGCAGAGUUUCACCCCAAAGAAUGUAACAUGUUUGUGUACAGCAGCAGCAAGGGAAGCAUUCGACUAUGUGACAUGAGGGAACAAGCCUUGUGUGACAAGCAUGCCAAACUUUUUGAGGAACCUGAAGACCCAACAACCCGGAGCUUCUUCUCGGAAAUCAUUUCUAGUAUAUCGGAUGUGAAAUUUAGUCACAGUGGUCGCUACAUGAUUACCAGAGACUAUUUGUCUGUCAAAGUGUGGGAUUUGAACAUGGAGAACAAGCCUGUGGAAACUUAUCAAGUGCAUGAAUACCUUAGGAAUAAACUCUGUUCACUGUAUGAAAAUGACUGCAUCUUUGACAAGUUCGAAUGCUCUUGGAGUGGUGAUGACAAGCACAUCAUGACUGGAUCUUACAACAAUUUCUUCAGAAUGUUUGAUAGAGACAACAGAAGGGAUACUACUCUUGAAGCAUGCAGGGAAAUCACAAAACCAAGGACAGUCCUCAAGCCUCGUAAAGUUUGCACAGGAGGGAAGAGAAAGAAAGAUGAGAUUAGUGUUGACUGCCUAGAUUUCAAUAAGAAAAUACUUCACACAGCUUGGCACCCCUUAGAGAAUAUUGUUGCAAUAGCUGCCACUAACAAUUUAUAUGUGUUUUCUAGUAAAGAUUAACCAAGGUCACGUUUAGUUGAUAUUUAUUCACCACACCACUUAUACGGUUGAGUGGUGUCAACCCUUCACUUUCGCCCAGAGGGUGAGGCAGGGGGCCAUGUUUUAAUCAGUCUUUCCACGUGACGGAUCAUUGCUCAAGUGUGGAUCAAGCCCCCGUGUCCAUGUGAUGGUGUGUGCCACUUUUCACAGCCUUCCACUGUCCUCAGAGCAUUGUUUUCACAAGUAUUUUCCAACUCGUGGAGGAUCAAGGAGACUGAACUCCACAAAUGUGCAAUGCGUUUGGACGGCCAGUUUCCUGUUGUGGACUGCUUAGCUUGUCAUGUAAAUGGAAUAAUUGACAUCAAAUACUGCAUUCCUCUCUUGUGAAGUUUGUGUCAAGAUUUGUCCAUGUAUGUAUUGGAAAUUACAAUGUGAGUACCAAUUUCCAGUAUUGUUUAAACAGGGUUCUGUGACUUGUAACAAGCGGUAUGUGAUAGAGACAGAUGAAAUGGACCAAUUUGACUGUCCUGUAUACAACCAACAAGGUCUGUGUUCCACAAUUUGAUUUGGCUUUGAGAAUUCUAAAAUACAUUUUAUUAUGAGGUAUUUUGUGUUUUUCUGUACUGUGAAACUUGAAAUCACUAGUAUGUGUUGAUAGCGUGGAUCGCAAGAACCACAAGUAUUGAUUUGUUGUCAAGUACACAUAAGGUACCUUAUACAUAUGUUGAAAAUAUAAUGGUACCGUUUUCACCGUUGUCAAAACAGUACUUCAUCUCACAAUCAUUCUGCAAGUCGUGUUGUUUCCUCCCAAACAUUUGUCUUUCCACAUUAUUGGGGUUUUUUUGUUUGUUUGUUUUUUGUUUUUUUUGUACUCUUUGUGUCUCCUUAAUUUGGUACUUUUAAUACUCUUAUUAUCGUUUUGUGCACGUCAUUAAGUCACCUGUCAUAUAAGUGGGACUCUGUUGUUGUAUUGUUUUUCACUUGUCUAACAAGGUCUGCCAUAAUUUUUUUAUAUGAUGUGCACGAGCAGAUUGUUGUAGCUUUGAUGCCAUGUUAGCUUUAUGAUGUUUAUGUGCGAGUCGCUCGGUUGAAUUUGCAGUGGGUUCUACUUAUAGUUCCAGAAGUUGAACUGACACAACUUAAUAUUUUUUAAUAGAAUAGGUCUACUGUUUGUACUUCUCAAUUCCUUUUCAAUUUUUGUUCACAAACUCCACAUCAAGUGUAGUUUCUUUAUACUGGCUCAGGACGCUCUAUCUUUCGAUGACUCUAUUGGCCCAAGUACAUUUUACUGCGGUAAUGUGAUGAUGGUUUUGCUUGGUUGAUUUAGAAAGCUUUGAUGAUAUAUGCUGAAAAUCUCAGAUUUUUUUUUUUGUAAGUUGACUAAUGAAUGUCGUUUUUGAAGUUUGAUUUUGAAUGGUGACUGGAUUGUGUAUAUUCCGUUCUCAUUGUUUUAUAUGAUUAGAAAAGAUAAAACAAAAUAAAAACUUUAAACCUUGUCUCUUUGUUUUGGCCAAUGUAUAAUGCUACAAGUGGGAUAGCAGUGUAUUGGUUUUGCUCCAACAAUGCAGCAACGAACAGGAGAGCUUAAACAGUUUGCUUUCAAAGUUGUCUUCAGUCAUGUUUGGGAUCGCAAGUAUAUGUUCAGAUGGCAGUGAAUGAUGUAUAUCUUCAUGCCAUAUGGAAAUCUCAGUAGUGCAGUGUAAAAUGUCAUGCUACUUUGUUUGUGUCUAAAAUGUCCACAAACUCGUGAAUAGGAAUUAUGCUCAGCUUCCUUUGAGCUUCGCUGAUGUGCCUCGAGGAAAUGCAGGAAAGAAGAAAUAGAGUUGCUUGUGGCAUUGAGGGUGUAACAUAAUUCCAGGUGAGAAAGAAAUGGCUUGAAGCUGGUAGCAACUGCUGUAGACUGUUGUGAAUGAUCACCUAAAAUGGUACAAAUUACAUUAAUUUGUCUGCGUGUUUUCCCCCUCCCACCGGCUAAGAUGAUAGCUUGUCACGCAAUAACUUAUUCAUAUGUUGUGUGCACUUUGUCAUAUGAUUAUCUAUUGUCGCAUUCUAUAAGUAACUGACACAUGAAUGUCUUUCAGUUCAUCUAUGAGGGCAAUAGAUAAACUGGAAUUAUUUUCAUUUUUCUCUUUUGGGGGUGAUCCGUUUGAAUGAAUGUACAAAGUAUUAUUGGCAUCUGACGUAAGGAUGUAUGUGUAUUGGUAGUGCACACAAUCUCCCUAUGCAUGCUAAUAUGUACCUGUACUUUGGAAAAUGAAUGCAUUCCUGGAAAAUGACAGAAAUCUGGCAGUCAUGUUCUCAUUGAAAAUCAUUGUAUUGUACUCAUCUUGUAAGAUGAAUGAUCAUGGAGUAUGCAGUGUGCAUUUUGUUACAUUUUGUGGACAUAUUACACGACCUGAUGUUUGUAAUAUGAGGUUAGUGGAAGAAGCUUUAGGGCUGCCCCACUUCACUGUCCCAUUCUCAUAGCUAAAAUUAAAGAAAUGGAUAAGGUUUAGAAGGUAACUCAGGACUCCCUCCAUUUGUUUUGGUAUGUUCAGACAUUUAUCAUUGAUUGAUUUAUGAAAUUUAAAUAGCAUGGCUCUUGCUCUUCUGAUUUUAUUGACAUGCAUGGUUUUCUGUUUUCAACAAUACUGUCAUGAUAUGUCAUUUCCAUUAUGCAGGAUUUGAAGGUAAAGCAAUAAUUUUGCAAAUCAUGUUACAAGCACAACAAGAAAAAUGUGGUGAAGACAUCCUGAGUCCAUAUAGAUAGUCCAUAUUCAUUAGAGGUGGGCCCUGUCUUUUACUUAAGGGGGGUACUAAACAUUUUUUCGUCUUUUUACCGCAAUAAUGUGCUGGCGUAUUUGCAUUUGUGCCCUUUUGUGUUUUGAGGUUGAUUUUUUUACUUAUGUAAAUGCUGGUCACUGAACUUGGGAUUGUAUGGAUGGUGUCUGCUGGUGUGAUCAUUACUUGUUAUGGUGCUAAUCGUAAUGUAAGGGCUAUACCAAGCUUCACUGUUAUUAAAAGGGUCUCCUGCAAAAGGAUAUGUUAGAAGAAUUAUAGGAGGUGGGAUGGUGUCCUGAAAUGAUUUUGAAAAGAUGAAAGUUUUUAAUUGGUCCAUAAUGGAAAUAAAGGGGCAGGAAAGAUCGUAAAAUUGUCAAGUUUCAAGGAAGAAAAAUUCGAAUACACAGAGUUGGAAUGGUUUUUAAAAAUUUUUUCUUGUUCAGGUUGAAUUGGAUAUAAAUGGCAUGAAAAUGUGAAGUUCUCAAGAGCUUUGGAGCUGCACUGUUGGUGUCGGAAGCUGUUGCACUCAAUGCUAGUUUCCAACUUGCCGCCAGUCUUAUCCUUGAAGACUAGUGGUAUAGAACAUGCAGUGCAACGUGGCAGAACUCUGUUUAGGUGGGCAUUUUUUCUAGUUUCAAACUUCAUCUUUGUAACAAGAAAGUUUGUCCUGCAGUUAUGAAGAAGUACAAGGGAUGAUAGGUAUGGAGUGCUAACGUAAAGUUUUGGAAGAUUUUUGUAUAAGUACAGUGUUACAACUGAUUUUGUUUGGGUUUUUUUGCAGUGAAUUGUUAGUGCAUUAGCAAUGUAGUGUCUUUAUUUUUUAUCCAGUUGAGAAUGAAUUUGUCGGCCACUCUAUCUGUCUCUCUCUUUCUCUCUUUUUGCUUUGCUUUGCCAACACGGUGCUUCGAAAAGGUGCUUAAAGGUUUUUACGAGGGUCUGAGCAAGCCAGGAGGUAGUCGCUGUUGGUUAUGAAGAUGGCCCGCAAACAGCAGAUUAUAUGUGAGCCGAUUCUGACUUUUUCAUCCUUGAAUAGUUCCCUUUGCUUGGUGGUUGUCCUGACAGGAGACCUAGUGCUUGGUACUGAUGAGCUGUAAACUUCAACAAAGUCAAUGUUAAGCAAGAGAGGUCUAUGUUUUCAAGAUGUCAGAAGUGUGAGAAUGUUUUAUUUCUGGAAGAUAACUGUUGAAAUUAUAACAGUAUGUUACUCAUCAAAAUUGUUCAGUUUUGUUCCUUCUGGUAAUGUUGUGAGGAAGGAUUGAAGUUCUUUUGCUCAUUAUUUCAUGUUUUAUGUUUUAUCUGAUCUGUAAAAAUGUAAUGAAGUUUGUAGAGACUGAAUGCUAUGAGUACUGAAAGAACUUAGUAUUUGUGGAUCCUGUCCGUCUGCUGUGUUUUGAUUGGACUAGAGUUGUGUAAAUAUGUCUCAAGGCUCAGGAACAUACUGUAUAAACCAUGGUUGAGUGCUUGUCAUUCAGAAAGUUUCAUUUUGUUUCUGGAAGUUUUAUAACAAAAACUUUAAGGCUGUUAGUCGAGAGUGAGCUUUUGCCAUUAAUUAUGGCAGGAACAUUCUGUAUUGUAUGAAGUGAAGGCACAAGGUUCCAGUCCUAUUGCUGCAGCAUUAGUGAUGAAUCAACUAUUUAGUGUCUGAUGGGUGUACUGGACACGAGUUCACCGAUUGGUGUCUACUUUCGGAACUAGUGUGAGGUUCACAUACGGGAUGCUUCGGUUUCUUUCCUUUAGCUUGUAGAGCUUUAAUUGUGAAACGCAUGAUCUGAAAGAAAAAUGCCUCGUUGAUAUUGCUUCUGUGUGAAUGUGUUGUGUCACUUUCACUUACUCUCGUCAAGCUUCAAAAUAGACAUCUGCCAAUUUCGGACAGGAGUGGUUUCCUUGGACUACUUUCAUUGUUUUACAAUGAGUGUAUGCUGAUGGACAAUGGAACUGUAGGGGUGCCUUCUUUCUCUUGGAUGUUGCUAUUGUUUUGACUUCUCAUUUACUGAAAGAAUGUGGAAGUUAACAUGUUUUUUGGAUGCAUUCCGAUAGUUUGGAAAUUUUUGUGGAUUAAAGUGCCCAAAUGAUAAUUCAGUUUAUAUUAAGUUUGUAGAUACAGAAAGGUUAGGGGAGUUUCACCUGGAUCACAUUUGACUUUAUUGCCCUGAAAAGAGGUCAGUCAGAGUAGGAAGUGAUUGUGUGGUAGAUGCAGCUGUGGUCACAGACUGUCAUCCGCCAAAUUCAUAAUUACAAGCAAUAGAAGCAGCAGGGUUUGAGAAUGGAAGUGUGUACUUAUAUGUAUGCCAUUGUAUCUUUGUGCAUUAGUUUGCCCUUUUUAUGUACAGGUAUUGUUAGGGCUUAACAUACAGCUGUAGAUUUGAUUGUGUUUGUUAAAUGAGCUUAGGAAGAAUGCAUGUGUUGCCCAAAUAUAUUGUUCUCUUGCUACAGAUGAUAGAAUGAACUUAUUGUUAUAUUUCUAAGUUUGUAGCAAUGUUUCUGCAUAAAGAUGAGUGUAACAGGUUUACAUAGUCUUGAGAGAAAACUGCAGUCAUAAUUUCCUCAAAAGGUGCAUCUAGUCACAAUGCUAAGUGAGAGGUCUCGUUAGGUGACACUUGUUUGAGAGUUGUUAGUUUUUGUUUUAUUUUGUUUUUUUAUUUCAUGGGACUUGUUUUCCUUGUAGUGAGGUCAUAGUGAACUGUGUUGGCUAUACAAUUGUGUUGAUGAUAGGAGAAAAAAAAAGCAUGACAUUUGUGUGUUGCACUUAUUACCUCGUAGAGAAAGCCUUUACCAUGAGAAUUCAUCUAUCAUUAGUACUGCACUGGUUUGAAAGUUUCAUUGUGAAUAGGACUUCAUUGUACACGAAAUGUUGCAUAACUGGUGAGUGUAAGAUAUGAUUGCAUUUGAUUGUUUAGUGUGGCUGGCUCAGCAAAUGAUGUACAGACGUUUCUUUGGGGCUGUAUGUUGUGGGUGGUCACAGUUGUCACAACGAGCAGGUGUUUAUUUGUGAAGCUUUUUUAUUAGAUUGCCCCAUCCAAAGAUUCCUCAACCCUCCUUAUCAACAACCUGUUGUAUGUGCUGUUAUUUGUGCAAUCCAUUUAAUGUAAAGAUCGAAAAAAAUAUCAUCUGUUUUUGAUAUGUUAAAUGAUUAAAAUAUAUUUUGAAAUGUU